GUUUCUCUUCAAGAUACCUUUUGUAUGUUGUUUAUCCUGCAAUUAUCAUAUCUGAACCCUUGUUAGUACAAUUGUUCCAUUAACGUUGGGCAUUAUGCCUGUUUACUGCUCAUAUGGAUUACCUCUAGCGGUCAAUGGGUGUUUUCUUCGAAACGCUCGACAUUCGUGUCACUCGUCUUCCUGUUUUUCAUAUUUUAUUUUUCAUUUUCCAUUGGUUAUUCUCUAACAAUUUACAUUUCAUUACCUGGACGUCCGACGAUUUUCCUUUGUCAGUGACCGCUUCGCAUACUCCCUUGCCCUAUCGGUCUUGUCGGGAGCAACCUUUUUUUUUUGGCUUUUUUGGCCUUUUUUGUGAUUGUCGAUAUUUCUUCAUUGGCGAAUCAUUGGUCUUGGCUUCUACACACCACGGUGAAUGUACUGCUUGAUAGCAGUCGUGUCUAUUCUGUUUAUUGCGUUCCUUGCAUCCAUGUGCAUAAUAUGUUUUGAUUAAUCUCCCUUUAUGAAUUGAAUAGUCUCAUGACUUUGUUGCAACCUAAUGCUGGAUACGUCUCUAC
Molecule: messenger RNA, 554 nt
Organism: Aspergillus alliaceus
Lineage: Eukaryota; Fungi; Ascomycota; Eurotiomycetes; Eurotiales; Aspergillaceae
Exons: 1
Coding region: 135-425 (96 amino acids)
Source: RefSeq, a predicted model, not a curated record